This is a messenger RNA of Tupaia belangeri chinensis (Chinese tree shrew), 4284 nucleotides long. It is a transcript of the gene SEMA4D, whose product is annotated as semaphorin 4D. Gene Ontology annotation, molecular function: chemorepellent activity; semaphorin receptor binding. Gene Ontology annotation, biological process: ossification involved in bone maturation; semaphorin-plexin signaling pathway; axon guidance. The transcript has 17 exons. The annotation marks the transcript as partial. Gene Ontology annotation, cellular component: plasma membrane. NCBI's taxonomy places the organism in Eukaryota, Metazoa, Chordata, Mammalia, Scandentia, Tupaiidae. The record is from RefSeq and is a predicted model, not a curated record.
CAUCUGAAUCAUCUGGAAGGGGGAGGGUUUCUGAAGACGUCCUCGGAGAAGGUUUCAAGAGGCACGAGGUACAGGUUUCUCCUGAGGCCAUCACGGAGCACACGUGGCCUCUGCACUGCAGUGGUGAGCGCGGCCCCCUCGCCUGGGGAGCUGGGAGAUGCGGGCUCGUGGGGCCCCCGAGGCUCACCCGCUCUGCGCCCCCACCCCGGGCCUCUGAGCUGCCCUCCCAGAGCACGCCCACCUUGGCCUCCUGCUGCCCAUGAGCCUUUGCUGCUGAGGCUCCCCGGCCGCGGCCCCCGCCCAGUGAAGAUGUGCACACCCAUCGGGGGGCUGCUCACAGCCCUGGUCAUGGUGCUCGGGACUGCGGGGGAGCUUGCGCCCAUCCCCCGGAUCACCUGGGAGCACGGAGAGGUGCCUCUGGUACACUUCCGUGUGCCCGGCAUCCACAACUACUCGGCCUUGCUGCUGAGCGAGGACAAGGACUCCUUGUACGUCGGCGCCCGGGAGGCCGUCUUUGCUGUUAGCGCACUCGACAUCUCCAAGAAGCAGCACGAGGCAUACUGGAAGGUCUCUGAAGACAAAAAAGCCAAAUGCGCGGAGAAGGGGAAGUCCAAGCAGACGGAGUGCCUCAACUACAUCCGCGUGCUGCAGCCGCUCAGCACCACCUCCCUGUACGUGUGCGGGACCAAUGCCUUCCAGCCGGCCUGCGACUACCUGAGCUUACCGUCCUUUACGUUUCUGGGGAGGAGCGAGGAUGGCAAAGGAAGGUGCCCCUUUGACCCAGCACACAGCUACACGUCCGUCAUGGUUGAUGGAGAACUUUACUCCGGGACGUCAUACAACUUUUUGGGAAGUGAACCCAUCAUCGCCCGAAACUCUUCGCACAGCCCUCUGAGAACGGAGUACGCCAUCCCCUGGCUCAAUGAGCCAAGCUUUGUCUUCGCCGACGUGAUCCGGACCAGUCCAGGUGACGCGGGCUACGAGGACGACAGGGUCUACUUCUUCUUCACCGAGGUGUCUGUGGAGUACGAGUUUGUUUUCAAGCUGCUGGUCCCCCGGAUAGCCAGGGUCUGCAAGGGGGACCAGGGUGGCCUGAGGACCUUGCAGAAGAAGUGGACCACCUUCCUGAAGGCCAGGCUGGUCUGCUCCCAGCCGGAUAGCGGCCUCAUCUUCAACGUGCUGCGCGACAUCUUCGUGCUCCGGUCCCCAGGCCUGAAGGAGCCUGUGUUCUACGGGCUCUUCACACCGCAGCUGAACAACGUCGGGCUGUCGGCCGUGUGCGCCUACAACCUGUCCACAGCUGAGGAGGUCUUCUCCCACGGGAAGUACAUGCAGAGCACCACAGUGGAGCAGUCCCACACGAAGUGGGUGAGCUACAGCGGCCCCGUGCCCACGCCGCGACCCGGAGCGUGCAUCGGCCGUGAAGCCCGGGCGGCCAACUACACCAGCUCUCUGAGCUUACCGGACAAAACGCUGCAGUUCGUGAAGGACCACCCCCUGAUGGACGACUCCGUGAUGCCAAUAGACAACAGGCCCAGGCUGGUCAAAAAGGACGUGAACUACACCCAGAUCGCGGUGGAUAGGACCCAGGCCCUGGACGGCACCGUCUACGACGUCAUGUUUCUCAGCACAGACCGGGGUGCCCUGCACAAAGCUGUCAGCCUCAAGGAUGGCGUGCACGUCAUCGAGGAGACGCAGCUGUUCCAGGAGUCCGAGCCGGUCCAGACCUUGCUGCUGUCUGCGAAGAAGGGCAGGAGGUUCGUCUACGCCGGCUCUAACUCGGGCGUGGUCCAGGCCCCCCUGGCCUUCUGUGGGAAGCACAGCUCCUGUGAGGACUGCGUGCUGGCGCGGGACCCCUACUGCGCCUGGAGCCUGCACGCCGCCACCUGCAUCAGCCUGCAGCAGACGGAGGGCGCCAGCAGGGGUCUGAUUCAGGACCUGAGCGGCGACGCAUCCACAUGUCCUGAUGUAAGUACAGCGAGUCCGCGGCAGCACUUUCUCAAGCACGGUGGCACGGCGGAGCUCAGGUGCUCCCAGAGGUCCAACCUGGCCCAGGUGGUGUGGACAUUCCAGAACGGCGUGCUCAAGGCCGAGAGCCCCAAGUACGGCCUCACGGGCCGGAAGCAUUUGCUCAUCUUCAACCUGUCGGAAGGCGACAGCGGGGUGUACCAGUGCCUGUCGGAGGAGAGGGUCCGGAACAGGACGAUCUCGCAGGUGGUUGCCAAGCACCUGCUGGAGGUGAAGGUGCUCUCACGGACCCCGGUGGUCCCCACCCUGCCGGCCACUCGGACAGAGGGUAGUCCAGACGUCGCCAGAGUGUCGGCAGCCUCCCCCCAAGGGUCCUCUCCCCCAGCCACAGCCGUGCGAGCCACCUCUCCUGGGGCUGUCACCCCUUCGCCAAAACCUGCGCCCACCAGCACAUCCUGCAAACCGGAGAUUGUCUUCAACACGGUCCCCGAGCUCCACGCGGAGAAAACCAUGUAUCUCAAGUCCAGCGACAACCGCCUGCUCAUGUCCCUCUUCCUCCUCUUCUUCGUCCUCUCGCUCUGCCUCUUCUGCUACAACUGCUACAAGGGCUACCUGCCCGGCCAGUGCUUGAAGCUCCGCUCGGCCCUGCUGCUGGGCAAGAAGUCCAAGGCGGACUUCUCCGACUGCGAGCAGGUGGUGAAGGAGACCCUGGUGGAGCCGGCCAGCUUCUCGCAGCAAGACGGCGAGCAGCCGAGGCCCGCCCUGGACACGGGCUACGAGACGGAGCAGGACACCAUCGCCAGCAAGGUCCCCACGGACAGGGAGGACUCGCAGAGGCUCGAUGACCUCCCCACCAGGGACAAGCCGUUUGACGUCAAGUGUGAGCUGAAGUUCGCCGACUCGGAUGCAGAUGGGGACUGAGGCCACCGUGCCGCACUGGGGCCUGGGCUGCGAGGGCCGCGUGCGGAGGUUGCGGCUUCCCAUCCAGCGGCCGGGUGUCCCGCAGCCCAGCAGGGCCGCCCAGCGCAAGCAAGCCGCAGCCCUGUCUCCUCCAGGGCGGAGCCUGUGACUUGGCCUCUUUGUCCUUCGGUCGGAGCGCUUCCAGAAGUCCCUGCGGGCGGCGGCGUGUCACUGAGCCCUUUCUGGGUGGGGGAGGUUGGCGUGACUUCCGUGGCUGAGAAGUGUCCCUCCCACUUCCCCUCCUCAUGGCAGUCACUAAAAGAUAAUUUAAUUCCAGAUUGGAAAUGACGUUUUAGUUUAUCAGAUUGGUAACUUACCGCCCGUUGUCCAGAUUGGCACGAACCUUUUCUUCCAGUUAAUUAUUUUUUAGGGUUUUGCUUUGAUUGUGUUCAUGUCUUAGGUCAUUUUUUUUUUAUUAUUAUUCUUACUGGAGCAAAUGUUUUAAUAUUUAGAAGAAGAUGUCUAUCUUCCAGGUUUUGUUAUAUGUUGGGAUAAAAUACGGCUUAUGUUGCGUAAGAUUCUCAGGGAUGAACUUUUGCGUUCUUUCUCGGUGCGUCCUUUUGGCUUUGAGACAGACGUGAACUGUCUCUUGAACCCACUCACUUUUUUGGUUUUUAACUUCAUUCUGUGAGGGACGCAUCAUUUUCCGAGGUUUUUUUUUUUUUUUUUCAUUUCUUUCGCUUUUUACGCUCUUGAAGAAGAGGCCUGUCCCACAUCCACAAGGGGGGUUCAAGUGCAGGCAGUAGCCCCGGGGGCUCUGGGUGGAGACAGGGCUGGCGCAGAGCUCCGACGAGGCUCGUUUCCAAUCGAUGUCCACCGCAGCUGGUCGGAACCACCUGUCCAGACAGACGGAGCCUCCCCCGGGGCGUCCUGGGUUCUCUGAACAUCUCCUUUCUCUCUCUACUUCCGUCUCACACCCACUGUCCGCCUGGACUUCCUUUUGACCUCGGGCUCUCUGCCACCACGAGAACUGGGCGGCCCGGACGGUGCCGGCUGUGGGCCGUGACUGCGGCGCCCAGCCCUCGGCCACUCCUCGCCCGCGCCACCGCCACUGUGUGAAGACGUCCAGGCCGUGCCACCUCCUUCUUUUGUCCCACACGCCAACUCCCAGCUCUGUAAAUACCCCUCGGAGGAGACUUCCCUUCUGUGGCAAAGAGCAAUAAACCCUGGACCUUCGUGUGCCUGUGUAGACCGCCUCGUGUGCCUGUGUGGACAGCCUCUCGUCCAGCAUGACUCUUGAGUUGACUGUUUGGGUGUAAACAUUGGUGUUUUGUCAGAUUGACUGUGUUUUUAUUUUUCUAUUUUGAAUUGUAUACAUUUGGAAAGUUCUAGAAUAAACACGCAGCCUCUCCGUGA